AUGCCAACAGCAAUGACUAAUCAACUUUCACCGAUAGAACAAAACCCUUGCGAACUCACUGCCGCUGGUCGCUGGUUUAUCUUCAUGAACUUUUUCGUACAUUCUAUUAUGUACAGCUAUUACACCUUGACCGCAUACGGUAUUCGUAUGCCGAGAAUAAUUUCUAUUUGCCUAACAACUCUUCAAACUAUACAGAUGCUUGUUGGUGUAGCUAUUUCAAUCGCUGUACUUAAACUGAAACUUAAUAACACGCUUUGCCAACAGUCAAUGGAGAAUCUGGCACUUUGUUUCGCGAUAUACGCCUCGUUUGCAGUGUUGUUUAUGCGCUUCUUUUACGACGCAUAUAUGAAACCAAGGAAAUUGAAAAAAACUGCUGAAAAGCUCGAGAAGCAGAAGAAAUCCGAAUAA
Molecule: messenger RNA, 408 nt
Organism: Enterobius vermicularis (human pinworm)
Lineage: Eukaryota; Metazoa; Nematoda; Chromadorea; Rhabditida; Oxyuridae
Source: the annotation of a GenBank genome assembly